GUCGCCUGGGCCGCAGCUGCUGCCCUGCUCGGGAUUUGAAAGAUUAUAAAGUCCGGGCCGAGAGGGCGGCGGCGUCGGAUGCGCGUGUGGCGGAAGCGCCGGCGGCAUGAACUACCCGGGCCGCGGCGCCCCACGGAGCCCCGAGCGUAACGGCCGCGGCGGCGGCGCCUGGGAGCUGGGCUCGGACGCGGCGGGCGUGUUCGGCGGCGGCGGCUGCUGCUUCGAGCACCAGCCGGCCGACAGCGUGCCGCUGUCGCUGCUGCGCGCGGAGCCGCUGCACCUGGCACCGGGCGCCGACGACCUGAGCCACCUGGCUCUGGACCCUUGCCUCAGCGACGAGACCUACGACUUCAGCUCGGCCGAGUCGGGCUCGUCGCUGCGCUAUUACAGCGAGGGCGAGAGCGCGGGCGGCGGCAGCUCUUCUUCGCCUCCGCCGCCGCUGGUCGCCCAGAACUCGGGGGGCGGCGGGGCGGCGGGAGGGGGCCCCGGGGACAGGAAGCGCGCCCGGCCCGGCGGCGCAGCCGCCCGGCACCGCUACGAGGUGGUGACGGAGCUGGGCCCCGAGGAGGUGCGCUGGUUCUACAAGGAAGACAAGAAGACCUGGAAACCCUUCAUCGGCUACGACUCUCUGCGCAUCGAGCUCGCCUUCCGGACCCUGCUGCAGACCACGGGCGCCCAGGCCCGGGCGGCGGGCCGCGAUGGAGACCGGGUGUGCGGCCCAAGCUCCAGCUUCGGGGAGGAAGACGAGGAGGACAGCGCCUGCGGCUUCUGCCCGCGCGCGGCGGGGCCUGAGCCGGAGAUGGAGGAGCUGGUGACCAUCGAGCCCGUGUGUGUGCGCGGCGGCCUCUACGAGGUGGAUGUCACACAAGGAGAGUGCUACCCGGUGUACUGGAACCAAGCUGAUAAAAUACCAGUAAUGCGUGGACAGUGGUUUAUUGAUGGGACGUGGCAACCUCUAGAAGAAGAAGAAAGUAAUUUAAUUGAGCAAGAACAUCUCAGUUGUUUUAGGGGUCAGCAGAUGCAAGAAAAUUUUGAUAUUGAAGUGUCAAAAUCCUUAGAUGGAAAAGACGGCAGUGGGAUCAACUACUCUGUUGUCUACCACCUCCCUCCCUUCUCCCUCCCUUCUCUGUUCAAAUGGAGAGGAUAUAAGGAGAGCACAGAAGCCACAGGUCUUAAGCGAAAGCGUUCCCAAGCUGUUCACAGUUUCAAGCUGAGUCGGAACCACGUGGACUGGCACAGCAUGGAUGAAGUCUAUCUCUACAGUGACGCAACAACAUCCAAAAUUGCGAGAACCGUUACCCAAAAGCUGGGCUUUUCUAAAGCCUCCAGCAGUGGGACCAGACUCCACAGAGGUUAUGUAGAAGAAGCCACACUGGAAGACAAGCCGUCGCAGACUUCUCAUAUCGUGUUUGUUGUGCACGGCAUUGGACAGAAGAUGGACCAAGGAAGAAUCAUCAAAAACACAGCCAUGAUGAGAGAGGCUGCAAGGAAAAUAGAAGAAAAGCAUUUUUCCAACCAUGCAACACAUGUUGAAUUUCUGCCUGUUGAAUGGCGAUCAAAGCUUACUCUUGAUGGAGACACUGUUGACUCUAUCACUCCUGACAAAGUGCGAGGCCUGAGGGACAUGCUGAACAGCAGCGCCAUGGACAUCAUGUACUAUACCAGCCCGCUCUACAGGGAUGAGCUAGUUAAAGGCCUUCAGCAAGAGCUGAAUCGAUUAUAUUCCCUUUUCUGUUCCCGGAAUCCAGACUUUGAAGAGAAAGGGGGUAAAGUCUCAAUAGUGUCCCAUUCCUUGGGGUGUGUAAUCACUUAUGACAUCAUGAUGGGCUGGAAUCCAGUUGGACUUUAUGAGCAGCUGCUGCAGAAGGAGGAAGAGCUGCCUGACGAGCGAUGGAUGAGCUAUGAAGAGCGGCAUCUUCUCGACGAGCUCUAUAUAACAAAACGACGGCUGCGGGAAAUAGAAGAUCGGCUCCAUGGAUUGAAGGCGCCAUCCAUAUCACAAACGCCUGCCUUAAAAUUUAAGGUUGAAAAUUUCUUCUGUAUGGGGUCUCCGCUAGCAGUUUUCUUGGCAUUACGCGGCAUCCGACCAGGAAAUACUGGAAGUCAAGACCACAUUUUACCUAGAGAGAUCUGUAACCGCUUACUAAAUAUUUUCCAUCCUACGGACCCAGUGGCCUACAGAUUAGAGCCGUUGAUUCUGAAACACUACAGCAACAUAUCUCCAGUCCAGAUCCACUGGUACAACACUUCAAACCCUCUACCUUACGAGCAUAUGAAGCCAAACUUCCUCAACCCAGCAAAAGAACCUACCUCAGCUUCAGACAGUGAGAACAUAACAGCCAUUCCAAGCCCUGUGACCUCCCCCGUCUUAUCUCGGCGCCACUAUGGAGAAUCUAUAACUAACAUUGGCAAAGCAAGCAUAUUGGGGGCUGCUAGCAUUGGAAAGGGCCUUGGAGGAAUGUUGUUCUCAAGAUUUGGACGUUCUUCAACAUCACAGCCGUCUGAGCUAUCUAAAGACUCACUGGAAGAUGAUAAGAAGCCUUCAGCUUCACCCUCUACCACCACCGUGGCAACACAGACCCUGCCGCACAGUGGCUCCGGCUUCCUCGACUCUGCAUUGGAACUGGAACACAGGCUCGACUUUGAACUCCGAGAAGGCCUUGUGGAGAGCCGCUAUUGGUCAGCCGUCACGUCGCACACUGCCUAUUGGUCAUCCUUGGAUGUCGCUCUUUUUCUUUUAACAUUCAUGUACAAACACGAGCAUGAUAACGAGGCAAAGCCCAGCCUAGACUCACUCUGAACUCUUGAAGGACAUGAAUGCCCAAAACUUUUCUGUUAAAAAAUGUGUCAAGAUACAGAGAUUUCAAGGUUCCAGUUUUGUUAAGGGCAAGAAAUAUUUUAAUUUAAAAGCACUUUAUUUUAUUUUUAAAAGAGAAAAAAACCACAUGUUCAGUUCUAAAGGAGUAUUUAUGUUUGUCGUUUUGAUUCUGUCUGGCAGAGCCCUGCAGAGAAUCACCAGAAUAGAAGUGUGGUGGGCUUAGGAGAACUGCAUGAAGGUAGCCGUCACAGUCCAGGUCUCCAGAGGAGCCUAAUGUAGCGUAUUAACCAGAAGGCAUCACAGCACUAACAUGCCCUCAGUCCUGUAUGCUCUGCACAGACUACAAGGUGGCAUCAUGGUUUCUUGAUUCUGUGAAGGCUUCCGUGUCCGCAGUUCCUUUGAAAGAAGAGUAUAACAAAUUUUAAAUGUUCUAAAUUUAACUUGUUUUGAAAAACUAAUGCUAAAAAGCAAUAUUUGAACUACUGCACUUAUAAUCUAUAAUCUCUUACUUAUUUCAGCGUAUGAAACAUUUUUAAUGUUUCUUUUAAGCCACACUUACUUUGUAUCAUGUUGAGGCACCUUUUUCUCAAAACUCCAUCUUUGUAAAUGAGUAGAUGAUCCUGUGACGUACUUUCAGGGGUUUUUUUUGUUUUUGUUUUUUUGUUUUGUUUUGUUUUGUUUUCAUUAAAAACAUGGUUUCACACAGCACUAGUUCAAUUACUUUUUUAAAUUUUUUUUAAUUAUGUCACAUAUACUUCAGUGAAAGUUAAAUAUUUUCAGCACAAGGACUCCACAUUUGUAUGUAUUGCAUUAGCUGUAUUAGAAAAUUAAGAAACAGCUUUGGGCUGGGCGUGGUGGCACGUGCCUUUAAUCCCAGCACUCGGGAGGCAGAAGCAGGCGGAUUUCUGAG
Mus pahari (shrew mouse) is the source of this 3728-nucleotide messenger RNA. It is a transcript of the gene Ddhd1, whose product is annotated as DDHD domain containing 1. Gene Ontology annotation, cellular component: cytoplasm. NCBI's taxonomy places the organism in Eukaryota, Metazoa, Chordata, Mammalia, Rodentia, Muridae. The record is from RefSeq and is a predicted model, not a curated record. Gene Ontology annotation, molecular function: glycerophospholipase activity; metal ion binding. The transcript is spliced from 14 exons. Bases 107 to 2800 code for a protein of 897 amino acids.